Molecule: messenger RNA, 920 nt
Organism: Plasmodium vivax (malaria parasite P. vivax)
Lineage: Eukaryota; Apicomplexa; Aconoidasida; Haemosporida; Plasmodiidae
Product: Pv-fam-g protein
Exons: 1
Coding region: 351-920 (189 amino acids)
Source: RefSeq, a predicted model, not a curated record
UGACUUCCAAACUUGUUCACCCCGCAUACACGUAUUCGCAAAAUAAGCAAAAUCCCUCCCAUUUGUGUGUGCGCUUUCCCCCUCUCGUUUAGCUUUAUCGAACAUUUUUCACCCGUUUCACCCUUAAAGCGGACUUACCAAAAAAAGAAAAAAAAUUCACCCCAUUUGCACUUGCGAAGUAGUGUGUUCCUCCGUAACUCUUGUCUGUUCGAGUUUCUUCCCAAAUUGUAUUUCCUCGCCUGGUCCGCCAUCUGUGCUGCUAUUGGCGCGUCUCUCUGCGGGAUAUCCAGUAUAGCCUCUCCUCAGGCAUCCCUACCGCUUCUUCCUAUCCUUGAGCUUUACCCCGCAAAAUGGACCAACUCGUAUACUACGUCAUGGUGCAGCACAACAGCAUACAACCUAUCAUUGUGAGGCAACCACCCACCGUCGUAAUUCACACGCAGCCGAACCCACCAAUUACGCUAGAUUUGCCCCCACAAAAUAUCAUCCUGAAAAAUGAUGAACCACAGCCCAUCAUAGUUAGACAGCAAAAUCCAAACAUCAUCGUGCAAAAGUCAGGGAACGAAUUUUCGGAGAACCCCAAUUAUGCCCUAAGCCUCAACCAGCAAAUGAAAGAAAUCACCUCUAUGACCAGCCCAAGCGCGGCAAUUCCACACGGGGGAAUUGCACAGGUGGGAAUUCCCCACGUGACAAAUGAACCCCUCCUUGGAGUUACUACCCCCGAAAUGAACGAGCUUACAGACCCGGCCUAUAUUUACUCCAAUCAGUACAUAACGACUCAAAAUAAAUCUCAGCCGAUGAACAACAUGUAUUUUACCAGUGUCCCUCUCAACAAUGAUGGCAGCUAUUCCCCUUACAAUAUGACCCUAUAUGCGAAUAAAAGGGAGGACUACACGAAAAGCACCCCUUCAAAAUAUUAA